This is a messenger RNA of Anoplophora glabripennis (Asian longhorned beetle), 3184 nucleotides long. RefSeq lists its product as uncharacterized. NCBI's taxonomy places the organism in Eukaryota, Metazoa, Arthropoda, Insecta, Coleoptera, Cerambycidae. The coding region runs from base 20 to 3169 and encodes 1049 amino acids. Gene Ontology annotation, biological process: cell surface receptor signaling pathway; G protein-coupled receptor signaling pathway. The transcript is spliced from 15 exons. Gene Ontology annotation, molecular function: G protein-coupled receptor activity. The record is from RefSeq and is a predicted model, not a curated record. Gene Ontology annotation, cellular component: membrane.
AGUCAUUCUCGUUUUCAAAAUGGUUUAUUGUGCUCUAUAUUUAUUAACUUUUUUGGUUACCGCCGUUUUUUCCCAACAAGAUCGUCCGUGUUAUCAACACUUAACUGAAGACAUCACAAACGGACAGCGUUUACCAAGCGGUGCUAUACUAAAGAACAACGUUAGGUAUGAUAGUGACAAUUAUUACAUAGACAAUGACAGGAUUUGGGGUUGUAUAUGCAAUAUAAAAAGUUGCGUUCGAUAUUGUUGUGAUGUCGAUGAAGUUUACGUGAAUGAAACAUGCAGAAAGGAAAAAACUCACAGCGAACUAAACAUUAGUGUAUACCAAGGAACAAAGAGGUUGCGCGAUUUUUCCUUACGCGAGUUUUCUCUGAUUAAAAGUUUGACGUGUCCUAAACUUCACGCACGUAUUUCAGCAGGGGAAAGUGACCUCAUUUAUAUACAGGAAAAUGGGUUGUUGUAUUAUGUGUCUGGUGAAUAUAAAGCUAUGUACGAUCCUGGAUAUUACUGCUUAACGAGAAAGGCAGACAACACUUUGCUGACUAUUCUGUGUGAAUCAUAUGAAGAUGAAGGAACAACGACAACGUAUGCAAUAGGCAUGAUUACAUCUUUGCCGUUUUUGGUAAUGUCAUUCGUAGUCUUUGCAAUUAUACCCAAGUCAAAUCUUUAUAAGAAAGCUUUAAUGGGUUAUGUCUUGACAUUAUUCUUUGCCUAUACAUUUCUGCUAAUAGUACAACUUUUUCCUGGGAAGAUCGAUGAAAAUUUUGUAUGUCCUGCGCUAGGUUAUUUGAUAAUAUUUUUCUUCAUGUCAUCGUUCUUUUGGAUGAACGUUGUAUGUCUAGAUAUAUGGUUUGCGUUUAGAGAUAUGAGUGACUUUAAUGGUAGAAAACUUGCAGAGAGAAAAGGAUUUUUAAUGUAUUUUGCCUAUGCUGUAGGUGUUCCAUCUUUGCACUUUCUAGUUAUAUUUUUAAUAAAUACAUUCGGCGCCAGCGAUUCUUUUUAUUUCCCAGGAGUUGGAUAUGAGAAAUGUUUCUUGAGAGAUGGUUGUCCAAAUUUGUUGUACUUCUACGGACCGAUAGUGAUUGUGGUUACUGUAAAUGUCACAUUAUUCAUUUUGACUGCUGUAAGGAUCCAACGAGUUGUAAAGGAGACUUCCAUACUGAGACAAUACGAUAGCAAACGACACUUUUAUAAAGGUGAUCAACAAAAGUUCAACCUGUAUGUGACAAUGUUAUUCGUCGUGGGUAUUCAUUGGAUCAUGGAAAUAAUAACGUGGGCAAUUGACUGGUACGCGAAAAGUAUUCCUUCGUAUGUCUGGUAUUUAACGGAUUUCAGCAAUAUAAUGUACACACUCAUUUUCUUCAUAUUCUUCUUCAAGCAGAAUAUCUGGCGGUUCCUUAGGAAACGGUAUAACAAAUUCAUUGAAAAAAAUCCCAAACAACUCGGUCCAGUAACUACUCCACCACAGAAACUGGCCUCAACGACCACCGUUGAAGUGAACUCAACAAAGGAAGAGGAGAGAAAAGAAUGUUGCCUCAAAAUUAAAAUGUGUUUUACUCAGCCAUCUUGUAUACCAAAAAAAGUAAAGAUGUUGAAUGUAGCGGAUAUACCGAUUACACUCGACUAUCGUCCAAAUCCAAACCAUCAUGGUUACAAUAGAGCUGUAAAUAUGAAAGUACUGUUAGCGUUGAGUUUUGCGGUUUUAAAUAUCGCGAGUGAUAAUAGUGCUGCGGAAGACGUAAUAGACCUGUGCAGUAAUUUUUCCAACUAUGAAAGUUACACGAAGAACAUCACACAAAACUGUGGCUGUGAAAAAACGAGACCUUGCAUCAGGAAGUGCUGCCAGAAAGGUUUUUAUUUACAACACUACGAAGAUGCGUUCGAAAACGUGUUCGAGAGCGUUUGUAUCAAGAAGGAAUCUCAUUCUUUCAACGUGCCCAUAUGUAGCAGACGCGAAAAUAUUUAUAAUUUGACCGUAGAGGAUAAUUUCAUGAUUGGUAUGCUGGACUGUAAGAACGACGAUUGGCAGUAUUUCAAAAUAAACAACAGUGACAUAACAGAAAGGGUAUAUAUACAGGAGAAUGGCAGUUUGUAUUAUCCUGCUUCCCGAUAUAAAAUCUAUGACAGCAGCAGGUAUUGUGUUGAUGAGGAGGAUGGUCUGACGGUUUUUUUGUGUUACACGAACACAAAACCGAGCGUAUAUGUCUCGAGAAUAGUUAACUCUGUAGGUAUGAUAAUAUCGAUGCCAUUCCUCGUCCUUACGUUCUUAGUUUUUGCUAUGGUGCCAAAUGCCAGUGUCCAUCGAAAAGUGAUAAUGUUCUACUCUUUGAGUUUAUUUUUGGCUUACGUGUUCCUAGUUAUAGUCCAACUAUACCCGGGCUAUAUCGAGCCUGUUCCAUGCCAAACUAUAGGCUACUCCAUCAUAUUCUUCUUCAUGGCUUCAAUCUUUUGGAUGAACAUUAUGUGUUUCGAUACAUGGUUUGCCUUUGGGGGUUUAGCAAAUUUUACCAGAGAAACGAAAUCGGAGAGGAGACGUUUCAUAAUUUAUUUUAUAUACGCCUGGGGAUUACCCCUUAUUCACGUAUUUUUGGUUUUUAUAUUUAACACGUUUGGUGACCCGAAUUCGCCGUACUAUCCGGGAGUUGGAAGAAGUAAAUGUUUCUUGGAAGAUGGUCUACGAUCAACUUUUGCGUAUUUUUAUGGGCCAAUAACAGUUAUUAUAGGCCUGAACAUUAUUUUGUUUAUAUUGACAGCUAUAAAGAUACAUAAAAUAAAAAAAGACACGAUAGGUUUUCAACAUUGUACAAAAAGGAGCUCGUAUGAAUACGACAAACAAAAGUUCCACUUAUAUUUGAAACUACUUUUGGCAAUGGGUAUUAACUGGAGCUUGGAGAUCGUAUCGUGGGCAGUAGAAAUGAGACAAGCAGAAAGAGAUCCGCAUGCUGACACUUUCUUCAUUUGGUACAUAUCCGACUUUUGCAAUGCCAUUUAUGGUCUUAUAAUAUUUUUAAUAUUCGUCUAUAGGAAGGAAGUAUGGAGGUCAUUCAAGAAGAGGGUAGUUAUAUUGGCAGCCCCUUGCUGUAACAAAUCUUACGAAGUGGAAAAACUGAAAAAAUCCCAAGAAGAUGGUACUACAUCUGUAACUGACGGCAGGGACAUAUAUUUUUAAAAAUCAUAUUUAUAA